Molecule: messenger RNA, 3090 nt
Organism: Anopheles merus
Lineage: Eukaryota; Metazoa; Arthropoda; Insecta; Diptera; Culicidae
Product: arrestin domain-containing protein 3-like
Exons: 3
Coding region: 418-1689 (423 amino acids)
Biological process (GO): protein transport
Cellular component (GO): cytoplasm
Source: RefSeq, a predicted model, not a curated record
ACCGGCGAGCGGUCGGACAGUUUCAUCCGCGCUUGUUUGGUAUUGCAGUCGGACGGCACCACUCGCCAAAUUCGAAAACGGGUUCCGUGCACACAGUCUGUGCGUGUGUGUGUGUGCCUUCUGGCUGGGUCUUUUCUGAAUUCCCCGGUGCCGAAACGACGGACCGAACGGGUCACACUGAAGUCAUUCUUCCGUUUCUUUUGGCGUAUCACCGCAGGGCUGGGCUGCUUUGAUUCCCGCUUGGAAACGUGGCAAAUACGGUGAUUUUUGUGUGUGCAAUUAAAGUGACGUCCACAAACCAAGUGUGUGUCCGUGUGUGCGUGUGUGAACAUUGCGUAGGUGGUAAAUAUCUAUUCCCUUAGGAAGGAAGCAUAAAACGUAAGGACCACCACCGACCACCAACAACACAACGAAAGGAUGGGGCUGAAGGAUUGCACGAUUGAGUUGGAUAAUCCGUACAACACGUACUAUGCCGGCCAGACCGUGAAUGGUCGAGUUACGUUUACGUUCGAUUCGCCGAAAAAAAUACGGGGCAUUGUAAUAAAGUUCGCCGGCGAAGCGGAAACCAAAUGGAGCGAAACGGAGACGAAAACCGAUCCGAACGGCAAGCAGUACGAAUCGACGACGAACCUGACCGGGCAGGAGGAAUACUUCCAGAUACAGUACUACCUGCUCGGUGGUAAGAAUGCGGCCGAAUCGGAACUGCCGGCGGGAAUGCACACCUACCCGUUUACCUGUGCCCUGCCGCCAACGCUACCGUCGUCGUUCGAGGGUGAAUGGGGUUUCGUGCGCUACACCGUCAAGGUGACGCUCGAUCGGCCGUGGAAGUUCGACCAGGACAUCAAGAUGGCAUUCACCGUAAUUUCGCCCGUCGAUCUGAACUUGAAUCCGCGCGUCAAAGACCCGUUCAAGCUGGAGCUGGAGAAAAAAUUCUGCUGCUUCUGCUGCGCGUCCGGUCCGCUAAGUUUGAUCGUGCACGUACCCGUGACCGGAUUCGUUUCCGGCCAGUCCGUCCCGGUGACGAUUGAGUGUGACAAUGCGAGCAACGUGGGGGUGGAGAAGAUCACGAUCAAUCUGCGCAAGCUGCUGGCCUUCCACGUGCACACGCCGCGGCGCGAAACGAAGCGCAAGAAGGAGCUGGUCACUACUAUUUCGAUGGGACCGGUCGAGGCAGGCAACAGCCAGACGUGGCAACAGUUUCUGCAGAUACCGCCACUACCGCCAUCGAAUCUGGUCAACUGCGGAAUCAUUGAUGUCGAUUACGAUAUCAAAGUGGUUGCGGAAGCGACCGGCAUGCAUGCCAACCUGGACGGUAACAUACCGAUCGUGCUCGGUACGGUACCGCUCGAGUCGUUCCAGGCACCGCCACCCUACACCGAUAAUCCGCCGGUGUCGAGCGACAUCAUUGCGACCGAAACGGAUCCAUCCAUGCUGCCGACGCAACCCGUCAGUCCGGCCAGUCCACCGAGCAAUGGGGCGGGUGGUGCGCUCGGAUGGAACGUGGGCGACAACAAAGCCUACCCGAACAUACCUCCACCAACGUUCGCCGAAACUUCGUACAAGGCGCCAACCAUUUCGGGCAAAAAUGACUCCGAGUUCACACGCAUCGUUGGCGGGAUUGAGUACGCGCCCCGGUAUCCGACGUAUGCGUUUACACCCUCAGCUCCACCACCACCACCCAAUUAUUGAUAAACCGGGACAAUCCAGUGCGGUCCAUCAUAUGGUGCCUCGUUUCUUUUUGCACACCAAUUUUCACCCUCGAAUAGUUGACAUCUUUUGCGUACUCAUGAAGAGUACUCAGAUGUUUAUAAUAUAAAUAUUGAUUCCGUUCUGAGUUUAUAUAAAGCACUUUCGAUCACAAAUAUAUUGAUAAACCGAUCGGGAGAGAUAUUUCCUGCGGGGAAUGCACUUUUGUAACUAUUUUCCACGUGCGCACAAAAUAUGCAUGCGCUUCUCAUUCGCACGCAAUCAUUUUACACUUCCUGCUGUCUCUUUCAUAUUAUGCUUUACUUACACAAACACUCGCUUUUGGUCGAUCGUUAACCAUACAGUGUAAGCGUAGUUGUAUUGCUACUGUUUUAAACAUUAAGCUUGCUGCUUCCUUUUAAUUAGCCUAUACCGCGCAAGGCCAAAGGCCAUUAUAAUGCAACAUGUAGUGUAAGAAAUAUAUAAAAAAGGACAUUAUAAACUAGUUGGGCAACGUUAUAGCUCAGCACACAUUAGAACAGUGCAAACUUAUUGCACAUACUUUUCGGUUUCUAUAAACAUAUUUUGCAAAAUGUAAUCCUAGUUAUUGUGGAAAACUACAUCACAUAUAAGCCCAUCUCCUUAGGACACAUUCGUCACAAUCGUUUUAAGUCAGUUCUAAAGGUUCUUAGUCAUUUUGCAAAAGAAAAAAAAACUUUAUCUAUCUAACAAUUACUUCAGUAAACCAGUAAACCAAGAAGAAGAUGUAAUGUUGAACGGGAUUAAAGCGUGGCCGACAUAUACACAAACCUAGACGUAUUAGAAUGCAGUUGCCAAAACGAGAACGAGUUCCAGCUACUAAACAGCGAAACAAUGAAAUACGAUACCGUUCACAGCAACAGUGCCUACAAGUUUUAUAUUAGCUGCGCGUGUGAGCACUCGGGAAGCUCAGGAACCAUACAAACAACCUCAACUGAAAAGCAUAGGACUGGUACGAAGUAACUACACAUGUUUCGGUCUUUCCGAACAAACUGUCACAAUCGAAAGACUGGUUGGAUUCUGUCUACGCCGUGUGAAUUAUCCAUCUUCCAAACAUGUUUUAAUGAAUUGCCAGAAAGUGUAGGAUGCGACAAAGUGGUGUUAAAAACAUGGCAUCUUUUAAAAGUGCGCCAAACAUAAUUAACAGGUGCUGGAAGAAGGCGCGACAGCUAUUGAUAGUGGCUUCUUGAAACGUUUAAUGGGGUUGUCUAUUUUGAAAUUCAAUCACAGCUUAAAACAAUAUUUAUGAACGUUUCUGCAAACGAAACAUUAUUCGAUCAAAAUCACACUCAGUCGAAAGAAGGAAAAAAAACACUAUAUGUAACGAAUUGUGUGAUGUGUAAUAAAAUGAAAUGACCUAUAAAA